Coccomyxa subellipsoidea C-169 is the source of this 405-nucleotide messenger RNA. RefSeq names its product glycine cleavage H-protein. Gene Ontology annotation, biological process: protein lipoylation; glycine decarboxylation via glycine cleavage system. The transcript has 4 exons. The record is from RefSeq and is a predicted model, not a curated record. Gene Ontology annotation, cellular component: glycine cleavage complex; mitochondrion; cytoplasm. The coding region runs from base 1 to 405 and encodes 134 amino acids. NCBI's taxonomy places the organism in Eukaryota, Viridiplantae, Chlorophyta, Trebouxiophyceae, Coccomyxaceae.
AUGGCUCUCAUUGCCCCUGCAGUUGAGGAGGGCUUCAAGUAUGCGAAAUCCCACGAGUACGCGAAGAUUGAUGGUGACACAGCCACUAUCGGCAUCUCAGACUUCGCACAGAGCGAGCUGGGCGACAUUGUGUACGUUGAGCUUCCUGAGGUCGGCUCAGAGGUGACCCAGGGAGAGAACUUUGGUGUGGUUGAGUCAGUCAAGGCCGCAAGUGAUGUGUACUCACCAUUGAGCGGGGAGGUUGUUGAGACGAACCAGACCCUGACUGAGGAUCCCGGCAAGGUGAACACUGCGCCAUUCUCCGACGGCUGGAUGAUCAAGGUGAAGUUGACAGACCCGUCCCAGGCUGACGGCCUUCUGGACUCAGCCGCAUACGGCACGCACUGUGAAGAGAAUGCCCACUAG